AUGCCGGUAGAAGCACCACCGCACGAGGCUACCGCCUUGACACUCUUCGCUAGCGUUUCCGAUGUGACAGGUCUCGCUAAUCUCCUCAAAUCUGUCGCAAUCCAGACCCAUGCUGUCAUCAUUGCGUCAAGCUCAGGGCUGGAAAUCGUGACCGAACUCAAUCGAACCUUGCAAGCCCAUGCCUAUCUCUAUUCUCACAUGUUCGACUCUUACACCUUCAGCAAGCCCACUACUAGCGUUCAGAACGGCAACUCAUCACGCCCCAGGACAAAGCGCCCGCAAUGUAGAAAGCCUCCCAGAACCUCAAGAGAUCAAGAUGAAAUUGCUGAUGCGCAAUCGCAAGCCGACUCGGACAAUCAACAGGAUGAGCGAACGCCAAAUGCUUCUCCAACUCCAGAAACAGCUCGAAACCGCUCACAACGUGCAGCAGGCCUAGAUGAAUACGGCCACCAUGGUGACGCAAACGACGACGAGCCAGCUAGCGUCUCCUUCGAGGUUAAUCUACAGACUUGGAUCUCUUGUCUCAACAUCUUUGGCGGCGUAGGACCUUCGCGACCCCACGGCACCGGGUCAGGUCACUCCAAUCUGCGCAACGACGCAGCAGGUGUUGGAAGUAGCGCAUCUCACCGAGGCCGAGGUUAUGGCCGAACACGCGACGGCACAGUCGAACCCUACGGCGGCGGAGACAGGGGUGGAUCAGUCGAACGAGGCUUUGACCGAAAUCACUUUUCAUCUACACCCAAGGCUACUCGCAUGAAACUCAGCUAUCAAGGUCACGGUCAUCCACUCGUCCUAGAGCUCGAGCAAGAAGCCAACGUAGUAACGCGUUGCUCCAUAUCCACGUACGAGCCGAGCUUCUUGACUGACAUGAUCUUUGACCCGCGCAGUAUGGUCGCACAAGUCAUCGUCGGAUCUGAUCUCAUGCAGUCAGCCUUCUCCGAGAUCGAUGCCAGCUGCAAAAAGCUCUCGAUUCUCAUGACUUCGCCGCACUCUUCGUCAACUAAUGACGAAGAUGCUGACCUCAGCAAUUCUCUUAGAUCCAUACGUGGUUCGAACAGGCCAAAGUCGGCGAGCAUGCUCAGGUUCAAGGCCAUCUCGGACACAGGCUCCUCUGAGAUGGACUUCCCGGCCAGUCUCUCUUCUGCCGAUCCUACUGGCGUUAUCGAAAAGUUCAUAGCCCUUCCUGGCAGUACCGAGCAGUGGUACGACUUUACUCUACUCUCAAGGACCAUGACAGUCCUCCGAUCUUCGAUCAAGACGUCCCUGCGAAUGGAUGAGGCCGGCCUCAUUAGCUUUCAGUUCAUGAUGCCAAAGUAUCGACGCACUGCGGUUCAAGCGGCCGCAUUCGCCGCACCCGGCCCAGCCGCGGGUCAGGCGGCGCUCGAAGAAGAACAAGAUGCUUUCUGCGAGUUUCUCUGUUGCCCACUCGACACGAGCACCUUAAUUGUAUGA
Ustilago hordei is the source of this 1452-nucleotide messenger RNA. Its product is annotated as putative exonuclease REC1. The transcript has 4 exons. Gene Ontology annotation, biological process: DNA damage checkpoint signaling; DNA repair. Lineage: Eukaryota; Fungi; Basidiomycota; Ustilaginomycetes; Ustilaginales; Ustilaginaceae. The record is from RefSeq and is a predicted model, not a curated record. Bases 1 to 1452 code for a protein of 483 amino acids. Gene Ontology annotation, molecular function: double-stranded DNA 3'-5' DNA exonuclease activity. Gene Ontology annotation, cellular component: checkpoint clamp complex; nucleus.